UGGGCGGGGCCUGGCGGGGCGGGGCCGGGCACCUGCGGCGCGGCGGCGGGCGCAGCAUGGGCCGCCUGCUGCGGGCCCUGCGCGGCUCCCAGCCCGUGGCGCGCUUCCAGCGCUGCUGCGGGCUCUUCCCCGCCGGCGAUGCGGGCGCAGGAGGAGGAGGAGGAGGAGGAGGAGGUGGUGGAGGAGACCCCGCCGGGGAGUCCCCGCUCCUCGCCGCCUGCAACGGGGCCGCCGCGGGACCGCCGCGCCGCCGGGGGGGCAGCGCCGGCUGCCGGCCGCACAACGGGGUGCGGGGCGCCAGGGGCUGUCCACAGAAAUAUGUUGUGAAGAACUACUUCUACUACUACUUAUUCAAGUUUUCAGCUGCUCUGGGUGAAGAGAUCUUUUAUAUCACUUUCCUUCCAUUUACCUACUGGAACAUCGAUCACUCUGUGUCCAGAAGGAUGAUAAUCAUCUGGUCUAUCGUGAUGUACAUAGGGCAGGUCUCCAAGGACAUCCUGAAGUGGCCUCGUCCCCUCUCGCCACCUGUCGUGAAGCUGGAGGUGCGGACGGAUGCGGAGUACGGGAUGCCUUCCACCCACGCCAUGGCAGCUACUGCCAUCUCCUUCUCCUUUCUCAUUGCAACCAUGAACCAGUACAAGUACCCCUUCGAGCUCGGCCUGAUGGCGGCGUUCGUCUUCUCCACGCUGGUGUGCCUCAGCAGGCUGUACACGGGGAUGCACACCGUGCUGGACGUGAUCGGUGGGGCGCUGAUCUCGGCUGUGCUGCUGGUGCUCCUGUACCCUGCGUGGGACAGCAUAGACCACCUGCUGCUCACCAGCCCCUUCUGCCCGCUGCUGUCCAUAGCCGUGCCUCUCCUCCUGUGUUACAACUACCCCAAACUGGACUAUUACAGCCCCACCAGGGCGGACACCACUACUAUUCUAGGAGCCGGAGCUGGAGCUACUGUGGGGUUUUGGUUAAAUCACCAGUACGCAGCACCAGCCUACAGCGGCGAAAAUUUGGGGUUUCCUCUCAUUACCGGUAUGACGGUGGUGCUCGUGCUGGCCAGGUUCUUCACAGGGCUCUUUGUUAUCCUGCUGACACGUCAGCUGAUGAAGAGCGUGGUCCUCGGCACGCUGUGUUACUGCUACAAGUUCCCCAUCAGUGACCUGGAAGCCCGGAGGAGGCUGGAGGUCGAAGUGCCCUAUAAAUUCGUGACCUACUCCUCAGUGGGCUUCACUGCCACCGUCAUCGUGCCACUGUUGCAUGGGCUGUUAGGAUUGAUUUGAGCACAUUUCCCUCCUUGACAAGUAAAUCGUAGCAUCACCGUUUCAGGGAGAAGUUGUUCAAGGCGGGUAACUUGAUCAAAAAGCAUUCGUGCCUUUCUGCGCUGGCCCCAAAUGCCCCUUUCUGAAGACUGAGGGGAAUCUCCGACCACAAAUAACUGCGAUAGCGAUCCCUGGUGUCACCACCCCUGUGACAGAGCCCCGUGUUCCAGAUGAGGUAUGUGACGAGCACCGACGGGGGGUGUGCUUGUUGCUCUUCACACCGGCUUCUGAUAGCCAAGCCAUUCCUGCAGGCCUGGUUUUGCCCACUGCAAUCCCAUUUUAUUAAAAAAAAAAAAAA
Molecule: messenger RNA, 1608 nt
Organism: Anas platyrhynchos (mallard)
Lineage: Eukaryota; Metazoa; Chordata; Aves; Anseriformes; Anatidae
Gene: SGPP2
Product: sphingosine-1-phosphate phosphatase 2
Biological process (GO): sphingosine metabolic process
Cellular component (GO): endoplasmic reticulum membrane
Molecular function (GO): sphingosine-1-phosphate phosphatase activity
Source: RefSeq, a predicted model, not a curated record